UGAAACAACAUGCCCGCACCGAUUCAGAGCCCCGCCGUCUUUUUCCAACCUGCCGAGAGCGCGAGACAUACAAGAGCUAGCAAGAGCAUGGCCAUGGCGCCGUCCUCGAAGCCGGCCAAGACCACGACGCCGCACAUCCUGCUCCUCCCCUACCCGGCGCAGGGUCACGUGAACCCGUUCCUUCGGCUGGCCAAGGCGCUGCACGCGCGGGGGCUCCACGUCACCUUCGUCCAUACGGAGCACAACCACGGCCGCCUACUCCGUUCCCGCGGCCUCGGCGCCGUCACGGGCGCCGCCGACGGCUUCCGGUUCGAGACGAUCCCCGACGGGCUCCCCCGUUCCGAGCACGACGCCACGCAGGACAUCUGGGCGCUCUGCGAGGCCACGCGCCGGGCGUGUCCUGCCCACCUCAGGGAGCUCGUCGAGAGGCUCGGGAGGACGGAGGGGGUCCCGCCGGUGACCUGCGUCGUCGCCGACGGCGCCAUGGGGUUCGCGGUGCACGCGGCCAAGGACAUGGGGCUGCUGGCGUACCUCUUCUUCACCCCCAGCGCGUGCGGCUUCUUGUGCUACCUCAACUUCGAUCAGCUUGUCAAGCGAGGAUACGUGCCAUUCAGAGAUGAGAGCUACUUCACCAACGGGUACCUGGACACCCCCGUGGACUGGAUCACUGGCAUGAUCAGCAACCUCCGCCUACGUGACUUCCCGACGUUCAUACGCACCACCGACGCUGACGAUGUGAUGCUGACCAUCAACAUUAAGCAAUGCGAGCUCGACGCCCCCGCCGCUGACGGUAUCCUCCUCAACACCUACGACGACCUCGAGCGCGCCGCGCUGGACGCCAUCCGCGAGCGCCUGCCCAACACCUUCGUCCUCGGGCCCCUCGGCCCGGAGGUCUCGCCGCCGUCGUACCUCCCCUCCCUCACCUCGAGCUUGUGGAAGGAGGACGACCGCUGCGUCGCAUGGCUAGACGCGCAGGCGGCGGACUGCUCCGUGAUGUACGUCAACUUCGGGAGCAUCACGGUCGUGACGAGGGACCAGAUGGUGGAGUUCGCUCGGGGGCUGGCCGACGCCGGCAGCCCGUUCCUGUGGGUUGUCCGGCCUGACAUGGUGCGCGACGACGGCGAUGAUGAUGGCAAGAUGCCGGUGCCGGAUGGGUUCGCGGAGGAGGUCGCGGGACGAGGGCUGAUGGUUGGGUGGUGCGACCAGGAGGCGGUGCUGGGCCACCGCGCGACCGGGGGUUUCCUGAGCCACUGUGGUUGGAACUCGACGUUGGAGAGCCUGUGCGCUGGCGUGCCGAUGUUGUGUUGGCCCUUCUUCUCAGAGCAGGUGACCAACUGCCGGUACGCGUGCGAGGAGUGGGGUGUGGGCGUCCAGAUGCCGCGCGAGGCCGGGAGGGGAGAGGUUGAGGCUGCCGUUAGGGAGCUGAUGGGCGACGGGGAUAAGGCGGCGGCAAUGAGGAGGAAGGCAGCGGAGUGGAAGGAGAAGGCCGUGAGGGCGGUCGCGGCGGGUGGGUCCUCGCAACGGGACCUCAAAAGGUUCGUCGACGAAAUUGCGCGCGUCAAGGGAUAGAGGACUCGUGUCAUGCAUCCGGUGUGUUCUUGCUUCGUUGUGACCUUUGGUGAAUGGUUUAUGUGAAGAUAUUGUUUGAACUUGUCUUGUAAGCAGCAUAUAAACUUUUAGAUCCACAUUGAACUUGGGACAAUA
Molecule: messenger RNA, 1704 nt
Organism: Triticum dicoccoides
Lineage: Eukaryota; Viridiplantae; Streptophyta; Magnoliopsida; Poales; Poaceae
Product: UDP-glycosyltransferase 85A2-like
Exons: 2
Coding region: 10-1569 (519 amino acids)
Molecular function (GO): quercetin 7-O-glucosyltransferase activity; quercetin 3-O-glucosyltransferase activity
Source: RefSeq, a predicted model, not a curated record